Molecule: messenger RNA, 1608 nt
Organism: Suillus bovinus
Lineage: Eukaryota; Fungi; Basidiomycota; Agaricomycetes; Boletales; Suillaceae
Exons: 2
Coding region: 261-1439 (392 amino acids)
Source: RefSeq, a predicted model, not a curated record
CGUGGUUCCCCUGUGAGAUCGCACGCUUUGACUCAACCCGGUCUUGUCUGAAUUGAGUCAUCUAAUUCAUAUUUAUUAUUUCUCAGAUAUUCUAUUCCUCGUACCGCCUCCCCCGUAUUUAAGCCCGUGCUCUUUCUUUCCUUUUUUUCUCAUACGCCCCAUCACUGUAUUUCGAACGACGCCUACUGCAGCGUGCUCGUCUCCAUAAAACAAGCUUAGUUCUUUACCGCCCGGUACCCUUUGUUGCUCAACUAAGCCUCAUGUUCGAGGAGAUAUGCCUCGCAUGUUCCAAACACCUCCGCGAUGAUGGUCGUGCUUACUGCAGUGAUGAAUGCGAAAAUUCAGACAUGUACAAUUCUCCGUCCAUCUCUUCUGCCAGCAGCGCCCUUUCCUCUCCAUACAUCGAUUUUACUCCCGGUGGCGAUGUUCCCCCCCUCAUGCCGUCUGCAUUAGGAACCGCGCUUAGCAGUAAUUUCCAGAAGCGAGGCCGGUAUUCUGUAUCGUCUUCAUCCACAUCUUCGGCUUCCUGGUCUCUCUUCACUGAUGCAGAAGAGGAAGGCUAUGCUUCUGUUGGUAUUGAUGACGAAGUCGCCUAUGAAGGAGAUGGUUUAGAACCAAGUGUAUCCGGCGACGGCUUCGCACGGUCCGCAGGCUUCUUACAUCCAUGCAAGUCCUCAGGACUCAGCUACACUCGCCAACCGUCGGCUACCAACAACCGCUCGACCAUCCCCCUUCUUCACCGUCGAACAUCUUCUACAUCCAGCUCAGGUUUUGGACAAGCCCAUUCCUCUGCUGAAGACGACGCUGACUCCGUGAGCGACGCUCCCUUCCAUGAGAAACCUUCGGAGCGAGAGCGGGAGCAUAACAAGCUCACUGUUACCUCCAAAUUCAAAAAGAGCCGCAACCGUGCGAGUCUCCCUGCAUAUUUCUCUCUUCUGCAGGUCAGCUCCCCCCAGCGAAGCUCACCACCACUCUCUACCAGUUCAGGAAAUACGACCAGUCGUCCGUCUCCCCCUACACCAAAAUUAGCUUCGUUGCUAGCUAUCUCUGGCAUUCGCUCUGUUGUAGAAGCGACGCCCCGCGGGCGGCGACGCGCACCUGACACGAGUAGUCGCUCCAACUCCCGUUCUCGUGCACGCCAGCAAACCCUGGUUCCUGGACCUCGCGAACGUCAGGACAGCCGCAGCAGCGUCGAGCAAGUCUUUGAUUGGACCUGUGCUCCGUUGCCUCGAGGUCGUCCGAGUGUACGGCGCAAUUCAUCACCACUUCCCAAGAUGAUGUCCUCGAUGCAGCGAUUCGAGGAAACGCCUUUUGUUAAUUCCAUCGAUGAGGCACGCGAACGCCGGGGCCGCUUCAAGCGCAACGAGCUUGACGGACCAAGCUCGCGUGACGCGCCGGGUUAUGGAAAUGGCAGGAGCGGCUUGCGAGAGCGGUUUUGAUGCCGGUCUUCCGUAACCGUACCCCCCAGAAUUCACUUCUCGGUAUGCAUGCCGCGCCAAUAUAUUUUUGCACCUCUGGCGUGAUAAAACCAACGACUUCUUCAUCGUUCUCUCGUCACAUCGCACUCAAAAAAUAACUGCAUCGGCCUUCCACUCGCCCUUUUAUAUC